Dicrocoelium dendriticum is the source of this 3078-nucleotide messenger RNA. The record is from the annotation of a GenBank genome assembly. NCBI's taxonomy places the organism in Eukaryota, Metazoa, Platyhelminthes, Trematoda, Plagiorchiida, Dicrocoeliidae.
CUCGUCAUCCGACCGAUACUCUCCGAGAGAGAUACGCCACCUGGACUAUGUCUCACAGUUUACGUCAGACAUACGGCACGUCUCGGGUGUGCAGAACUCCGUCGCUGAUGCUCUUUCUCGCGUCAGCUCCAUCACGUCCGCUGAAGGUAUCGAUCUAACGGCAAUGGCUGCUGCUCAACAGACCGACCCAGAGCUGGAUCAGCUUCGUAAUUCUAGCUCCUUGCGCAUACGACCAGUUCCACUGCCUACUUCGGAUGGAACCAUACUUUGCGACGUUUCGCAAAAUUCACCACGACCAGUGGUUCCCCAAGCUUUCCGACGCACUGUGUUUGACAUUCUUCACAGUUUAUCACAUCCAGGCAUUCGUGCCACAGUUAAGCUCGUCACACAACGCUUCGUGUGGCGCAACGUCAACCGGGACGUUAGACAGUGGGCUCGUACGUGCCUUAGUUGCCAACAGUCUAAGGUUCAUCGACACACGAAAAGUCCGCUUGGUUCAUUUCCACUUCCUGAUGCCCGUUUUCACCAUAUUCAUGUUGACCUUGUUGGGCCACUGCCCCCAUCUAAUGGAUGCGCUUACUUGCUGACUUGUAUAGACCGCUUUACAAGAUGGCCUGAUGCCAUCCCAAUGCCAGAUUGCUCAUCAGACACUGUCGCUCGCGCUUUUCUAGAGCGCUGGGUCUCACACUUUGGUUGUCCUGCCGUUGUGACAACUGAUCGAGGUUCGCACUUCGCAGGCACAUUUGCUCACCUUCUUCAGACCCUCGGCUGCCGUCACGUCCAAACGACUGCAUUCCACCCUGCCGCCAACGGCAUGGUUGAGCGUUUUCACCGCCAGCUGAAAGCUGCACUAUGUGCACAUGAUAACGCAGACUGGUACGAAGCGCUUCCCACCGUUUUACUUGGCUUACGAAAUACUGUCAAAACCGACAUUAACGCUGCUCCGGCCGAACUCGUUUAUGGCUGCACAUUGCGUCUCCCUGGACAAUUAGUCGCCCCAACCCCGGAGAGGGCAUGGAACUACAAGAGCUACAUAGCUCGUCUGACGCACCACAUGCGUCAGCUGCAUCCCGCGAGACCCAGGGAACAACGCACUCCAGUGCACGUUCCGAAAGACCUUUCUACAUGUUCUCACGUAUUCUUACGUGUCGACCAAGUGAGACAGCCUCUCUCCGCACCUUACACAGGUCCAUACCGUGUUAUUAAACGGUCUUCAAAAACUUUGGUGAUUGACCGUGGGGGUAAAAGGGAUACUGUCUCGAUAGAUCGCGUCAAGCCUGCGUUCAUCGAUGAACAACAGUUUGUUCCAUCAUCGACCUUAACGCAAUCUACAGAGCCACCUGUAACGACGCCCAGCUUUUCAGCUCCACCACAAUCCCAGUCACCAGAUUCGCCUCAAACUAAUACCAGUCACGGUAGAAGAGUUCGUAAACCUGUUCGUUUCUCCGAUUUUGUCGAAUUCAUCCACACCUCAUGAAUCUUUUUCAUUUUCUCUCGUUGUUUGUAUUAUGCUUUUCCGUAAAUAUCUGAAUCUGUCUCCCCGAGUUUUUUUCCCCUAUCUAUCAGGUAAAGUCAUGAGGCUGGCACGUUUGGGUCCGUCCGUUCAAUGGUUGGCUGUUUCUCAAUUGUUUGGUCGUUUGGAUGCUUUGGUCUACCCCCAACGCUUUGUCGUCUCGCCCGCCCACGUUGGCCUUUGGAUCGUGGUCUGCUUGGCUCAAUUUGGCUCGCCUUGGUCGUUUGUCUGGCUCGCCUUCCUGGCUUUGGCUGCUCGUGUGCCUGGCUCGUUGUUUUUGGCCCCCCACGGCUCGCCAGUACGAACAGGAUUUCAGCUUCGUUGUGGCAGUGGAUUGGAAUGCGGUGGGGGGAGUGACCUCUCCCAAGCGCACCGUCUUUCAGCAGCGGUGAAAGGUCCUACCGGCCCUUUUUCUGGAUUAUCCAGUUUUUUUGUAGUCCGGUGUGCCCGCUGGGACGGCCCACCGAUGAUGCAUUCCAAUCCACAAGAAGAUUAAAUAAUCCAAAUACAACCGAACUCCUGUGAUUCUGCCUUUAUACAUCUGCAAGCCAACAGCGAUCGAAGUCCUCGUCCCUCGGCCUUCUAGGGGGAGGCCUGUGUAGUGACCAUGACAUUUUACUCCAUCAAACAUCACAUUCAGACUUGUACACAUUUUGUUUUACUUUGCACCCAUCCAAAGCCUAUAUAUACUGGACUGCAAUUUUGAACCAGGUCCGCCAUCUUGCCCGCGCGUUGCCGGCUGUUGCGCUCCUACGUGGUGUUACUCAUUGCUUCACCAUUUUCUCCCAUUGUCCUCAAGCUAUAUUCACAUAGCUAUUGUACAUAGCUAUUUUCUCAAGACAAUCUUUAUAUCCCGCCGUCUUCUGUCUUACCGGGCUACGGUUUUCUUGUGUAGCAUUCGUCAAGGCGCUACAUAAUUGGUGACCCCAAUCGCAUUCCGGUGAGUUCGUUCCAUUUUUUUGGUUUUUUCCACGCAAAUCAUGGCCUCAGUUUCUAAAAAGUGUGAGGACUCACAGUCUGUGCAAGCGGUAUCUCUGGUAGUUCCACCAUUUAUUGAAAAAGAUCCCGUUUUAUGGUUCAUGAUUUUAGAAGCUGAGUUUACUUCUAAGCAUGUCACUAGCGAUUCUGCAAAGUUUAACCACUUGCUCACACGCCUGCCAACUGAUAUUACUAUAGCGCUACGCGAUCUUAUUAUUACAUGUCGUUCUCCCGACCGUUAUACUUUGCUCAAGAACGCUGUAAUAAAGCGUGUUACUCCCUCAGAGAAGUCCCGCUUGCAUAAACUUUUUACUGGUCUACAGCUAGGUUCUAGUAAGCCAUCCGCGCUAUUGCUAGAGAUGCGUGGUCUUCUUCAAGGACUGCAUAUGGACGAGUCGCUGCUUCGAGAGUUAUGGCUUCAGCGUUUGCCUGAAAACGUACAAGCUAUGCUAUCGCUUGCGAAAUCGCAGCCUUUGUCAGAAGUUGCAGAUAUUGCUGAUGAUAUGAUGGAUCGCUUCACCGGACCACCGUGUCCGUCGUCUAGUUCUCUUCGCUCACCUGACGUAGAUUUCACUGUUGACCCUUCG